GCGAGCUAACAAGUUUAGGACAUCAGAAGUGAAGUGGAAACAAAAAGGGUAUCAGCAAAGGUCUCAACUCACUCAUUUGGGUCUGGAGGAGACAUGGUUAUGAUGGCGGCUCUUCUUCCUGCCAACUUCUCCACAGUCAAUGUCUCGGUGAACAUUACAAGCAAUGCCUCAGUGAACAGUACAACCAAUGCUUCGUGCCACAACAUCCUGCUCUCAGAGCAUCAAAACAAGGUUAUCCCCACCAUCUACAGCAUCAUCUUCGCCCUAGGUUUUGUUGGGAAUGGGCUUGUUGUUUUUGUGUUGUGCCAGAAGACCAGCCGAAAGACGGUGGCCAACACCUACAUGCUGAGCCUGGCUGUCUCUGACCUGCUUUUCCUCCUGAGCCUCCCUUUCUGGGCAGUCUACUAUUCCUUUGACUACGACUGGGUCUUUGGCCUGCUCAUGUGCAAGCUCUGUGGCAGCCUGCUCUCACUAAACCUGUACGCCAGCAUCUUCUUUAUAACCUGCAUGAGUGUGGACCGCUACCUGGCCAUUGUACAUCCCUUCCGGUGGCAGUACUGCCAGAGCCCGCGCCGGGCAGUGGUGGUCAGCAGCCUUGUGUGGACCACUGCCUGCUUUGCCACACUACCCACGAUGGUGUUCCGGGACACCCACUAUUUAAAGGAGCUGGGUGUCACAGCCUGCGUCAUGCACUACCCCACACCCACCUGGUUUUCCACAAUAGCUCUGAUGAAAUGCGUUCUGGGCUUCCUGCUGCCGUUUACCAUUAUUGCCUGCUGCUACUGUGCAAUUGUCUGCCGUCUGCUUGAGGGUCCCAGGCUGAACAAAAGCUCCGACAACCUGGACCAUGUCCUGCGGAUGGUGGUGGCCGUGGUGGUGGCAUUUUUCAUCUGUUGGUUCCCCUUCCACAUCCUGACUUUCCUAGAUGCCUUGUCCAGCCUGGAGGUGCUGCGGAUCUGCUGGAUGAAGCAGAGGGUCACUGUCCUCCUCCCUUUCGCCCUGUGCUUGGGUUUCUCCAACAGUGCAAUCAACCCUUUCCUCUAUUGCUUUGUGGGCAACCACUUCAGGCAGCAGCUCAGUGGUCUCUACCAGGCCCAGAUGUAUAGCUUGUCCCAGAAGAGGGGUUCCAUCAGCACCAGGCUCAGCUCUUUUUCCAGGAAACUUAGUGACCUCAAAGAUCUUGGUCAGAUGGAGACUGUGGAACAGCACAGCACCCCAUGAGGAGCCAUGCACUGCUUGUUUCCAGUUAAGUGGUUCACUGCCUUCUUGGGGUCAUGCUUAGGGAUCCCACUGGAGACUGGAUGACUGGCUCUCUUUUUGGCAUGUGGAUUUCAAUCCUUUAAAUUCUUGCAGCCACUGGUCUGACUUUUGAAUUUCAGAUGGUUGCUCUGGACUGCUAAGGAAAGUGAGCACAAGAUGCCAGAGAGGACUUAAACUCAUUGGCAAAUAUUGCUUGUAUGGAUUUUCUGAAAUGUGGCUUUUUUACUUUGUGUACAUUUGGCCUUAUGCAUUUCUCAAGGUAAGAUUUUUAUUUUUUUUUGUAGCUUUUCUUGGAAUUACACAACAAAGCAA
Molecule: messenger RNA, 1572 nt
Organism: Scleropages formosus (Asian bonytongue)
Lineage: Eukaryota; Metazoa; Chordata; Actinopteri; Osteoglossiformes; Osteoglossidae
Product: type-2 angiotensin II receptor-like
Exons: 2
Coding region: 94-1221 (375 amino acids)
Biological process (GO): neutrophil chemotaxis; calcium-mediated signaling; G protein-coupled receptor signaling pathway
Cellular component (GO): external side of plasma membrane; membrane
Molecular function (GO): C-C chemokine binding; C-C chemokine receptor activity
Source: RefSeq, a predicted model, not a curated record